Entelurus aequoreus (snake pipefish) is the source of this 1609-nucleotide messenger RNA. Its product is annotated as cartilage intermediate layer protein 1-like. Bases 104 to 1333 code for a protein of 409 amino acids. The transcript has 13 exons. The record is from RefSeq and is a predicted model, not a curated record. NCBI's taxonomy places the organism in Eukaryota, Metazoa, Chordata, Actinopteri, Syngnathiformes, Syngnathidae.
GGUGUAAAUCUCGCGCCAGGCCGUACCCAUAUCCGCAGCAGGUCUCCAAGGUGAACAGCCUUGGUAAAACGAGGACAACCAACAGCAGCAUCCUGAACAAAACAUGACAUCUCCAAACAUGAUCGGAUGGUUGUACGUCAUGAUUGUGGCCCUGCUUGUAGGAAAUGAAGUGCAAGCCAGGACACCGGGGAGCGGCUCUCAAUGCUGGACUCCUUGGUUUGAUCGAGACAACCCCUCUGGUACUGGAGACUAUGAGACUCUUAAGAACCUGUACAGUGAAAAUCCAAAUAAAAUCUGCAAAGCACCACUUGAUAUCGAAGUACAAACUACAGCUGGUUUAAGCAUGGAUUCAACAGGCGAUGUGGUUGCUGUAGCUGACACUACCAGUGGGUUCAUCUGUAGAAAUUCAGACCAGAACACGGGAAUGUGCUCUGAUUAUCGUGUACGUUUUAGAUGUCCACUUGAUUACUGCCAGCAGAAAGAUUGCUGGACUCCUUGGUUUGAUCGAGACAACCCCUCUGGUACUGGAGACUAUGAGACUCUUAAGAACCUGUACAAUGAAAAUCCAAAUAAAAUCUGCAAAGCACCACUUGAUAUUGAAGUCCAAACUACAUCUGGGUUAAGCAUGGAUUCAACAGGCGAUGUGGUUGCUGUAGCUGACACUACUAGUGGGUUCAUCUGUAGAAAUUCAGACCAGAACACGGGAAUGUGCUCUGAUUAUCGUGUGCGUUUUAGAUGUCCACUUGAUUACUGCCAGCAGAAAGAUUGCUGGACUCCUUGGUUUGAUCGAGACAACCCCUCUGGUACUGGAGACUAUGAAACUCUUAAGAACCUGUACAAUGAAAAUCCAAAUAAAAUCUGCAAAGCACCACUUGAUAUUGAAGUCCAAACUACAUCUGGGUUAAGCAUGGAUUCAACAGGCGAUGUGGUUGCUGUAGCUGACACUACCAGUGGGUUCAUCUGUAGAAAUUCAGACCAGAACACAGGAAUGUGCUCUGAUUAUCGUGUACGUUUUAGAUGUCCACUUGAUUACUGCCAGCAGAAAGAUUGCUGGACUCCUUGGUUUGAUCGAGACAACCCCUCUGGUACUGGAGACUAUGAGACUCUUAAGAACUUGUACAAUGAAAAUCGAAAUAAAAUCUGCCAAUCACCACUUGAUAUUGAAGUCCAAACUACAUCUGGGUUAAGCAUGGAUUCAACAGGCGAUGUGGUUGCUGUAGCUGACACUAAAAGUGGGUUCAUCUGUAGAAAUUCAGACCAGAACACGGGAAUGUGCUCUGAUUAUCGUGUACGUUUUAGAUGUCCACUUGAUUACUGCCAGCGCAAAGGUUAGCUCAUCUGAUGGUUUUGAUCGUCGCCACAAAUACAAAGAGUUUCAUGACAACAAAGUAUGCUUUAGAUGCCCAUGUGAAUGAAAUGUCAUCAAGCCAAUGUUUUGUGUGAACCUUUUAUAGCUCUUGAUUCACUAUAAAAGUAUAACUUGGGUACUGUAUAUGGGUAAACUAAAUAUAUGAAAAAUGAUUCAAACUUAAAUUUACUUUCCUCUUUGCCUUGGAAAAAUGUAUGUUUUUUCAUAAUCAUCAUGUUGUCAAAAUCAAAUAAAAGUACA